AGGCAGCGGGGAGGAGGUGGGCGGAGGGCGGGCGGAGAACCUUCCCCUGGAAGAAGGGCCCGACUUGCGCCGUUUGCAAAAGAAAGCAGCCGCCGGCCUCGCCCCGACGCCGCCCAGGCCUCCCCCAAAACCCAGAAAAUCAGUCACUAACUGGAGAUGUCCGUCCCGGGAAGAGAACUGGCUGAAGAGCAGGUGAAGAAAUAUAUUUAUCGCAACCUAGACAUGUUCCAUCGCGUCCAAGUGAGCCAAAUGAUCCACUUGCCGUGUUUCACCGAAACAGACCGGCAAAAGAUCAGAGCGAGCUGCGCCAACGAAGGAAACAACGAGACCACCUUCCUUUUCUUUCAGCGCUUGUGCUGCAGGGAAGGCUGGGUGCCGCUCUUUGUCGACGAGCUCCGGGAACAGAACAUGAGCGAAUUGGCUGACAGGCUGGAUGCUCUGUAUCGCAGCAAACUCCUUCCCCCGCGAAAGACCCCUCCAGCAGUUUCGGCAACCCCAGCUGCCCAUCAGCCUUUGGCUCCGCCUCUCUGCCCUGAAGCAAAUCAGCAGAAUCAUCCUGGACAUGUCCUAUCAUCUCCUCCGCGAUUGGCUGCUCCAUCUGCCAAUCUGCCCCCCCAGGAUACGGGGGAUUGCCGGAUUCCCGUUCAAGAAAACAGCCAUCCGGCUGAAAAGACCAAGUUAGCGGUAUAUCCUAAGACCGCAGACAAAGGAGCAGAGCCAGGUUUUUCCUCCACUUCUGACGUCAGUUCGGCAUCUAAUAUCGGAGCGGCCGUCGGAGGAGACGCAGCGGUUGAGUCUCCAGGGCCAUAUCCUGUGAAAGAGUCGGUCCCGCUUCCCUCUCAAGCGAUUUCAACCUCGGCUGAGGUGGAGCAGAAGUGGGACGGACGUCAGCACCGCCCGGUGACGGUGAAAAACGGGUGCUUUGGCAAUGUGCACCGCUCAGAGGACAGCGUGACGAGUUCAGCGUUGCCCACAGGCACUUCUAGCAAUCAGCCCGAAGAGGAUUAUUAUUCGAGCGAUAGCGGCUUGUUGGCGUUGGGCGGUCCGAGAGAGGAUUUGGCGCCCGAACGGAAGGUCCAUGUCCUCCGAGGGGACCAAAAGUGGGGAAAUCCGCCAGCUGCGGACAGUCUACAAAGUCGCCAAGAUAACCCGAGGAAAAAUCUCCCAGCUUAUGAGGGCUCGCCGGAAGAGCAGACGCAGCCCUUUAUGGAUCCUUCGUCUUGUCACGCUCCAGCGAACGAUGCCCAGCUGCAAAUGGGAACAAAGUCUCCAUUUCCGGUAACGAGCCCAAUGCGUCUCCCGCCUUCGGAUUUGGACGGUGUCUCUUCCGUUGAAAGAAAGGCACCAAAGCCUCCUCGGGAGGUUUCAGCUGCCGGAGGCGAUAGAACCUCAGGUGGCUUUAAGCUUCCCAGCACGGGUGCCUUGGGAGGAAGGCCGCAGCGGGGGAUGGAGACUCGGCCUUCCGCUGUUGAGGACCAUAAGCGAGACAGCCGCAUCUUUCACAGCAACUGUAGUGAGAACGAUAUGCCUUCCAAGCCGGGCCUUCUGUCUGCAGAGCUCAGUUCAGACGGUGCCGGCGAGACCGGCAAUGUGUAUUCUGGGUCGUCAGAAAGAUUACGCAUGAGCAACAGUGACUCCGCUUCGGUGAGCACGAGCAACAGCGACCCCAUUUUGAUCAGCGAAAGCAGCUUGGUUACCCAUCCCCCCAUGAGCACCACGUGGGAAAGAAAUCGGCCGAGCGGUGCCAUUGACGCUACUCUUCCCCCCGAGGUUGACGCUGGCGAAGAAGAGACGUCCUUCAGGAGUCACCAUGUGCUGGUGAAGGAGAAUCAAAGUAUGGAUCUCAUGGGGGUUCCUCCGGAGAGGGCCUCCUGGCGACCUUCCCCGGAUUCAACAUCCAACGGUCAGCCAGAGAACAAAGCCAAGGACCAGCCGGCGGGUCCUUCUCUUCUAGACGAAAAAACGAGUUCUUCACACGACAAUUGGAUGCUUUUUGCGGGAUUUGUUGUGGCCCUUCUGGCAAGCGCAGCUUAUGUGCUGUAUAAGAAGAAGUAAGCACUGGAGACACCGAUCGGUUGUUGGCCGACUGAAAUUCACACCCAGCCACAGUCCCUUCCUCCCGUUGCUUGAUCCUCUACGGAAGGGAAGCUCGCUGUCUUUGGCUCGCUUUCCGUCACCGAUGCGUGAUGCGUUGAAUCCUUACCCUCACAACACGCCUUGCUUAUUUCCUGUAGUCUGCCUUGGGGUCAUUAAUAACGUCUUUCGAUCCAGGUUAUUUUAGAUCGGUGCCUUCAGUGGCCUCAUUUCCCCCCUCCCCCCGAAUAGCCAAGCGGAUCAGAACUAGGACUUUUCUGAGAAAUCGCCAGAAAAGCAAAAAAUCUGGACAUCAUAGCAAAAUCAUGAACGCUCGCUUCCACAUCGUUGGCCAGGGAAUUGCAGGAUCUUGGCGGAUUUUCAUUUUUUAUUUUAGAAAAGGUCGCAUCGCAAAGAAUACGCCGGCUGGUGUGGACGAGUGACCGCCUUCGUGAUUCUAGUGGAUCGGUCCAUUGGAUGUGGCUUAGAAAAGAGAAAGGCAAGCAGCAUCUUUGCUUUGUCCCGAACACGACGUUGUUUUUUGGAUACGCAAGAUGUUACUGUCGAAUCCUUAGAAAGUAGCAUUUGGAUGCCCAGCUCCGUUUUUCCGGAAUUAACGCCCGCUCAGGGAAAAAGCAGUAGACUUCACCGAACUGUUUGGGAAAACCCUUGUUCUUCCUUUUCCAUUUCUUGAGAAAGAGGAAGCGUAGAAGUUUGUUUUUCAAUGAUUACAGGAAAAGCCUGUAACACGAACUGCCGCUGUUUGGAAUUUUAUCCAUUGAUGUUAAUGGAAACAGAAUAUCUUCAUUCUGUUUUAUUCUGGAUGUUAUAUUUUUUCUGCAGAGGUGGUUACGGCGUGAUCUUCGGAAAGUCAUUUGUUCCUGGCCAUUAAAUGACAGGCAGUCCUCGAUUUAAUGGCCGUAAUGAAGGAUGAUAGAUUAGGAUGAGUCUGCUGCAACAUUCCUGUGGUCGAACAGUCAUAAGGCAAGGACUGCCUGGCACCCAAAAAGGGCUAGAUUUCACCCUACUGAGAAUUUGGGGGGAGGGAACGACGUGAAGGCUUAAUUGCUUGUCUUUUUUUAACGAGCAAGUUAAGCAGGCUGGCUGGGAAAUUCUAGGAAUUGAAAGCCAGAAGUUGCACAGAAACACUGAUUCAAUGUGUUCUGUGUAUCCACAUAUGCACCGUCUCCCCAGGAGUUAAAUCGGGGUGUGUCCAUUCACACUAGUAUAUGUGUCUAUUCAUACCGAUUAUGGUUCCAUUUAAAAAAAAGAAAAAGUAGCGUUUUCUUUCUACUUCUGACAGAUAGUCAAACCCAAGUUUCAGCUUUCUUUCUUUCUUUCCAACGUUCUGUAGCGUUGGGAAAAUCAAAACGCUUGAGACUUCCGAAUCGAAUAACUUUCUUGUCAUUAACCAGGAAAAAGAAUGAAGGGGGAAAGGGGGGAGGGAAUUUCAAAUAUACAGAGCAUCCAAAAAUAAAAAGGAGGAGUGAUGCGUAGAAAAUAUGCUAAAAGGCUUCCUUCUUAUUAGCUUAAAACUAAGCUAAACUUUAGAAUUAUAGAGUCCCUGGCAAAAUUAUAGACCCCUUGACAAAAUGGAGAAUUCCUACUAGAGUUCCUUCCCAUUCUUCCCAGUACAUCUGCUCACCAAACUGGUCUCUCACGUGCUGAUUAAAAAAAAAAGUUAUUGGGUGAAAAA
Molecule: messenger RNA, 3769 nt
Organism: Thamnophis elegans (Western terrestrial garter snake)
Lineage: Eukaryota; Metazoa; Chordata; Lepidosauria; Squamata; Natricidae
Gene: MAVS
Product: mitochondrial antiviral signaling protein
Exons: 7
Coding region: 157-2055 (632 amino acids)
Source: RefSeq, a predicted model, not a curated record